Cucurbita maxima (winter squash) is the source of this 2035-nucleotide messenger RNA. RefSeq names its product protein indeterminate-domain 9-like. The record is from RefSeq and is a predicted model, not a curated record. Gene Ontology annotation, cellular component: nucleus. The transcript is spliced from 3 exons. Lineage: Eukaryota; Viridiplantae; Streptophyta; Magnoliopsida; Cucurbitales; Cucurbitaceae. Bases 454 to 1890 code for a protein of 478 amino acids. Gene Ontology annotation, molecular function: DNA-binding transcription factor activity.
UCUCCUUGAAGAACUUUUUCUUUCUUUUUAGCUUUUUUAGUAUUUUUAUAGCCUUUUUCCCAUUUGAGUCCCUUUUAAUUCUCAUUCUCUCGUCUCCCACUUCAUCAAUCUGCACCUUCAAAUCUCUCUUUAUCUCUCUCUCCCUCCAUUGAAGAAGCCAUAGCUGUUAAUAUCUCUUCAAAGCUCUUAUUCUUUGAGGGUUUUUGAAGAACAAGAAGAGAAAAGAGAGAUAGUGACCAAUUUAGAGAAUAACCCAUCAUAGAGAAUCAAAAGGCAUACCCAUGUUUUCAUGUUUUGUUCUUGCUUGUGGCUAAUUCAGCUCGAUUCCAAACCCCAAACCCCAAACAAACAAAAAAAAAUCUCAUUUUUUUGGGUAUUUUUUUUGUUGUUUUCAUCCAUAUUGGAGUUUUCCCCAAACCCAUAAUAAUAAUAAAAAAAAAAAAGGCUUCUAAUAUGUUUUCUCCAACAAUUAUGUCCAAUUCAACUUCUUUGUCUGAUCAAGCCACCAUCUUUUCCAAUAUUCACCACCCUCCACAAAAGCUCAAGAAGAAACGAAGCCUCCCCGGUAACCCAGACCCAGAUGCAGAAGUGAUAGCACUUUCACCAACAACACUUCUUGCAACAAAUAGAUUUGUGUGUGAAAUUUGCAAUAAGGGUUUCCAAAGGGAUCAAAACUUGCAGCUACACAGAAGAGGCCACAAACUUCCAUGGAAAUUGAAGCAAAGAAGCAGCAAAGAAGUGAAGAAGAAGGCGUAUGUGUGCCCAGAGGAAGCUUGUGUUCAUCAUAAUCCUUCAAGAGCAUUAGGAGAUCUCACAGGAAUCAAAAAACAUUACUCCAGAAAACAUGGAGAAAAGAAAUGGAAAUGCCUUAAAUGCUCCAAACUCUACGCUGUUCAAUCUGAUUGGAAAGCUCACUCCAAAACUUGUGGAACUAGAGAGUAUAGAUGUGACUGUGGAACCCUCUUCUCCAGGAAAGAUAGGUUCGUAACCCAUAGAGCUUUUUGUGAUGCAUUGGCUGAAGAGAGUGCACGGCUCUCGGCUAACCAAUUGGCCAUAGCUUCGGCCGCCUCGGGUGCCAUGGGUGUUGACGUAAACCUGUCUUCGACCACUGUUGCUCAAUCUCUCUUCCCUUUUGGCAACCAUUAUCAGUUCUCGAAUUCGCUGAUACCGUCGUCUCCAUCGUCACUGUCGUUGUCGUCGUCGCAAACCCUUGUGUCCCUAAACCCUUGGAACCAUCCCCUAAACCCUAAUCAUACCCUUCAAAUGAUCAAGCCUGAAGACUCAAAUUCUCACCAUUUUCACCAAAUUCCAAAUUUGCCCCUCUCCGAUGACUCCUCCAAUAAUAACAAUUACCACCCUUUUGGUCUAAUUCAAGAUCACCACCACAAGGCGAGCUCAUCCUCCUCCUCCUCCUCUUCCAUGAUAACCUCACCCUUUAGGAACCUCCACGUGUCGGUGCAACCGGCCUCAAAUGCUGCCACGUCAGCUCACCUAUCAGCCACAGCCCUACUACAAAAGGCCGCAACAGUUGGCGUUGGCGUUGGCGCUGCAAAAUCAGGUCAGCAUCAGCCCGAGUCAGCGGGUCAUAUAACUCACUUCAACAUCCCCGAGUUCCGCCCAUCAAAUCAUAUUAGCUCGCUGAGUCAACUCGGUCCAGACUACGCCACGUGGCAGAAGAGUGACCGGUUGACCAGGGACUUUCUCGGUCUUACCGGACAUGGGAACGGCACCGGAAGUGGUUCCGGCAGUGGUGGAUCUGUGCAUUUUAGCAUGAUCGUUAAAGAUAUGCUAAUGUACGCAGAUGGUAAGCCUCACAAUAAUAAUAAUAAUAGUAGUAAUGGUUUUGGAUAUGGGGAGGCAGCUGCCAACGGAACUUGGGAAGACUGUUGAGUGAAACGGUGACGUUUCACAGGAGAAAAAAAAUUAAAUGUUUUUAUUUCCAAUUUAUCUCUUUUUUUUUAAUUUUGGAGGUUAUUAAAUUUCAAUGAAUGCUUUUUCUUUAAUCUAGACUCUUACUUUGAUCAUCAAGUCUUUU